GUUUGUUUCACAACACAACAACAGAAGAUCUACUCAAAAUAAACGCGAAGUCGUGCUCACGAUCGAACUACAUCGCACUUGCAUGUACCUUCAUGUUCCAGUUGUUGUAGUAUGAACAUAUCGAGUUGGUGUGGGCGGACUUCUAGUAAGUGAGAGAGAGGCGAACGCUGCCCUGGUCAUAAAAUGGGGAACUGCUGCACUGGUGGCGAGAGUCACCAAGACCGCCAGCCGAUCAAUGAUGAACGCACGGGGUUAUUGGGACCUCGGCCCGUCACCUCUGCACCCAUUGACACUACAACUGAUUAUGGUGCAGCGACCAAUACUCCAUCAAUCUCUAAGAAUGAUGAACAGGCCCAACUGAGUCGUAUUCUGCAGGACACCGCUGACAAUGUCAUUGAUGUGUCAGCAGUUGAGCCGCAUAGCAUGGGAGAGCAAGAAUAUCGUGACCGGCAACGGCAUUACAGCAAUCGCAGACUGGCAGCUAGUACCAGUAACCAUGGCCCAAGAAGCACAGCAAGAACAGACUUCCCACCAGGACAGACAGCGCCGGUGGAGGUCCUAUCAGCUCCCCCCGUGUCUGUCAGCGAUGUACGAUUCAUGCACGGCCUGACUUCGGCAGUUUCCGAUGCACUAGGUAGCGUUGCCGUCAAGUCCACGGAGCCAAUUGUGGUCCAGUUUUAAUUCCUUUUUUUAUUAAUGCCGCCCAUGUUUUAGUCUUUUACGGAUGUUGCAAAAAUGCUGAGUCGUUGACUUGUCUUUUGGGUGGCCAGUCCGUGCGAAAUCCCUUGUCACUUAGCAAACAUCCCAUCUGUAGCAGCUGCUUUUUUUCGCAGGUGCACUGCAGUUUUAGUGACGCCAUGCGACCUAGGAACUAUUCUGCGUUGGUGCUGGUUGCACCAGCUGUGCACUCGCGCAGUGAUUGUGUUUAGUUUGGCGGGCAUUACUGACGCCCUUUUGAGGUGUGUUCACGCGCACUCUUGUUCAACUUUACCCUGCCUUCAUAAAACGAUCUUGAGUAAUCUCUUCACAACAUGUCAUGCCGAGUCAAGAAUUAUUUCAGUUGUAUCACAAUAAUAAUUAUGUCUGCAUGAUUUUCAUAUUUCCCUUUAUUUUCUUGUACAUUUUAGUAGAAACAGCAGCUAAUGCUGCUAUCCCAAUUUCAUAUCCAGAACAUGCUUACCGCUGUGUGAACGUCAUUAAAUACGUAUCAUUGUUUGUGCAGCCAGA
This is a messenger RNA of Sycon ciliatum, 1227 nucleotides long. Its product is annotated as ragulator complex protein LAMTOR1-like. The record is from RefSeq and is a predicted model, not a curated record. Lineage: Eukaryota; Metazoa; Porifera; Calcarea; Leucosolenida; Sycettidae. The transcript is spliced from 5 exons. Gene Ontology annotation, cellular component: late endosome membrane; lysosome; membrane raft. Gene Ontology annotation, biological process: lysosome organization; cellular response to amino acid stimulus; regulation of receptor recycling. Gene Ontology annotation, molecular function: molecular adaptor activity; guanyl-nucleotide exchange factor activity. The coding region runs from base 184 to 681 and encodes 165 amino acids.